AUGGGGCAUUGCAGACCCUUUGCAUUCCUCUUGAGCUUGCCUUUUGCGUUCGUCUCUUUGAUACUAUCCCUUCUUGGAGCUCUUCUUUGGAUUGUCGGGAGCAUAUUGAAUUGCAUCUGCCCCUGCUGUUGCAUGUGUUGCACUGGAAUUGCAAAUUUUGCCGUCAGCCUCGUCAAACUCCCGUUCAUGAUUAUGGAGAUGUUCAUUGACUUCAUUCCUUGUUGA
Molecule: messenger RNA, 225 nt
Organism: Linum tenue
Lineage: Eukaryota; Viridiplantae; Streptophyta; Magnoliopsida; Malpighiales; Linaceae
Source: the annotation of a GenBank genome assembly